AAAGAAACUUUGCUGCUUUUGACUGCUGCCUGUCCAGAGGUACAAAAGGUACUUCACCUGCCUGGUGGUCUGCAGUGUGAUGGAGCCCAGAAGUCUGGAUCUUCCUUUUGAGAUUCGGGCUUCAUAGACAUCCCCACUGUGAUGACUUCACAAUUUCAAAGGGAGUUCAAACCCGGGAAGGAGACCAUGGGACCAGUAGAUACUUCAGAUCAGAAGGCGGGGGAAUUUUUAUUCUCCAAGAACCACAACGCCCAGAGCCACAAUGCACACUUUUGGGAACGUGCCUGUCAAGGCCUUCUGAGCAGCAAGCUUCUGGGCCACCUUCCUCUUCAUAACCAAUGCCAUUGGCCCUUGCCAAUCCCUGCUCAGCAGCCACAGCAGUCUAUCUGCUCCAGUCCCACAGCCUGCCCUGGACUGAGCCCUGAAGGGAAGGCUGUGGAGUCUACAGAAACACAUCUUUUCCAGGAUGUUGAAAUGAGCCUGACUCAGAGAGAAGAUAUGCAUAUUUAUGUAUGUUUUACAAGAACAACUAACCUUGAAAAAAUGCAGAAUAACUUGGAGAGGACUGAAUUAUGCUUACUUUUCAAAUUCUCAAUACUCCUUUAUUUUCUGAGUGGUGAUUUAAAGUCCUGGGUAUCUGUUGAAGAGUCUGGGAAAUUUGACACAUGGAAUAUGAAAGAAUGGAGUUUCUUGAUGCUGCCUUUUUGUACUUCAACAUAUUUAUCAUGGGUGCUUCUUGCACAGUGGCUGCUAAAUUCAGAGUGCAGGGCCAGGAAUUUGGCUCAGUGGUUCCGCCUCCUGUCUUGUAAGCAGAAGGACCCGAGUUUGAUUCCUGGUACCAAGAAAAAGAAAGAAAGAAAGAAAGAAAUUCAGAGUGGAUGUGAUUCAGGCGUGAUUCCUUUGAAAAGACAAUGCAUAGUACUGUAUUUAGGAUGAUUGUAGGAGAUAUGUAAUAUCUAGCUUUCCCUCUUUCUGUGACUUUUAGCAUCCUUUGAUGUUUUAGUACCAAAUCAAUAAUCCAUUGGCAGUUGUAAAAUGGUGUUUUUCUAAUACUAUUAUUUAAUUUUCAUUUAUUAAUCAGAAUACCUUUAUGAAGAGAAACUUCCUUUCAUUUCCUAUUUAAUUACUUUGCAGUGCAGUUCAUUGGAAAAAUUGUUAUUUCUGUCCUCUUAUUUACAAGUUCAUAAGAUAUUGAGUUGGUUCAGUAUCAUUGUCUAAAGUCAUCCAAAUUUGAAAUAUUGUUAUGAAAUUUGAGAAUUUAUACAAUGUUUUGCAAUCCUGUGCAGUUGUAUCAUUGUUAGAUAUUACAUAUUAUAUGACUGACUUUUGUUUAAUUCUUGUGUGACUUUAUUAUCUAUGUGGGAAUGGCUUCUUCAAUAACAGUCAUUUUUUUCUUUUCUUUUGUUU
This is a messenger RNA of Heterocephalus glaber (naked mole-rat), 1407 nucleotides long. Lineage: Eukaryota; Metazoa; Chordata; Mammalia; Rodentia; Bathyergidae. The record is from RefSeq and is a predicted model, not a curated record.